AUGGCGGCGGGUGAUGGGGACGUGAAGCUAGGCACCCUGGGGAGUGGCAGUGAGAGAAGCAGCGACGGCAGCAGCGGGAGUCCGGGCAGCGCGGGAGCGACAGCAGAAGGGGGCGGCUGGGUGGCAGCGGCGUUGGCGUUUCUGACGGGGGGCGGGGAGAUGUUGCUGAACGUGGCGCUGGUGGCGCUGGUACUGCUGGGGGCCUACCGGCUGUGGGUGCGCUGGGGGCGACGGGGUCUGGGCGCCGGGGCAGGGUCGGGCGAGGAGAGCCCUGCCGCCACUCUACCGCGCAUGAAGAAGCGCGACUUCAGCUUGGAGCAGCUGCGCCAAUACGACGGGUCCCAGACCCCGCGCAUCCUGCUCGCGGUCAAUGGGAAAGUCUUCGACGUGACCAAAGGCAGCAAGUUCUACGGCCCUGCGGGUCCAUAUGGAAUAUUUGCUGGUAGGGAUGCCUCCAGAGGACUGGCGACAUUUUGCCUAGAUAAAGAUGCACUUAGAGAUGAAUAUGAUGAUCUCUCAGAUUUGAAUGCCGUACAAAUGGAGAGUGUUCGAGAGUGGGAAAUGCAAUUUAAAGAAAAAUAUGAUUAUGUAGGCAGACUGCUAAAACCAGGAGAAGAACCGUCAGAAUAUACAGAUGAAGAAGAUACGAAGGAUCACAAUAAACAGGAUUGAACUUUGUAAACAACCAAAGUCAGGGGCCUUCAGAACUGCAAUUCUUACUCCUUUUCACAGAAUGUCCAGCGUCUUUGGGUUUGGUUCACCUGCUGCAAAAAACAUUCAACAGAUUGUGUACAAACUAAAUGAGUCUAAGAAGAUUUGAAUACUAGACAUUAUUUAUGCUGCCAAACUCAUUUGUUGCAGUUGUUUGUAAUGUCUGGUUGGGGCUUCAUGAUCCUGAAAAGGAGACAGGGAUUAUUUUUUUUUUAAAGAGCAAGAAAGUUACUAGGUUACUUUUUCUUUUAGGAAAAAAAAAAUCAAAGACAACCAGAUGUGUUUGCUACUUAAGUGUACAAAUCUCAGAAACAGCAAGGGAUUCCCGUUUCCUGUGCUGUGUUUUGUUCUAGUAUUGGGGGAAGGAGGAAAUCUGGGCAGAAGAGGCAGGGUGUGCAUCCAUUUGAGUAGUUUAGGCUACUGAAACAUUACAGAGUGAAUCCCAAAACUUUUCUUGUUGGGUUUUAUCAGGGAAAGGGGGGAAAAACCCCUUUAUUUCUAAAGAAAUCUUUGGAUACUAGGAGACGGGAUUUCAAGUGGAUUUAAUAAGUAACCCCAAUAGUAAGAUCAUUUGCAAUAGUUUCCGUCCUGUUCCUUCCACUAGAUCAAAUCAAUAUUAAUUGUGCCUUAUUUCACUUACAUAGACUUGAAUUAUUUUUAGGGAAAGCCCAUGUAUGAAUUCAGAAGUCACUACAAGCAGCAUUGAGACCGAAGUUGGAAUAUUCUGUUAACCAUAAACCUUGAUGUCAUUCUGUGUAUAUAGAAUGUAAAAGGAACAUUCAGUGUUACUGCCACAUGUUAAUACACACAAACUCAAUUAGCAUUGUAAUGGCCAAAUGCAAUUCCCCCAUGCUUUCCUCUUUUCAAAAAAUUGAAAACCAAAUCGACAACUCCAUCCCCCAACAGCUGCCUAAUUUUAGGAUUCUGACCCUCACAGCUCACUGGUGUGGGUGCAUGGGGCCGUGGCGUGACUGUUGUAUGGGUGUGCGUGAAUGUAUGAGAGCGCUUUGGAAGGGACUCUGCAGAUACUGUACAUACCAGUACCGUUUUAAUAAAGCAUGUAUAAUAAACCAAAAUAA
Pteronotus mesoamericanus is the source of this 1790-nucleotide messenger RNA. It is a transcript of the gene PGRMC2, whose product is annotated as progesterone receptor membrane component 2. Gene Ontology annotation, cellular component: endomembrane system; endoplasmic reticulum; membrane. The record is from RefSeq and is a predicted model, not a curated record. The transcript is spliced from 3 exons. Lineage: Eukaryota; Metazoa; Chordata; Mammalia; Chiroptera; Mormoopidae. The coding region runs from base 1 to 672 and encodes 223 amino acids.